This is a messenger RNA of Branchiostoma floridae (Florida lancelet), 2667 nucleotides long. Its product is annotated as midasin-like. The record is from RefSeq and is a predicted model, not a curated record. Lineage: Eukaryota; Metazoa; Chordata; Leptocardii; Amphioxiformes; Branchiostomatidae. The transcript is spliced from 2 exons. The coding region runs from base 40 to 2451 and encodes 803 amino acids.
UACGACCAUUUUCAGAGAAACAACCUUUUCCCAUCUGACAUGCGUGAUUUUGUCAACAGAGCUAUGCAAGCAUCAAUCAGGGCAAUGAAGAGGCUACCAUCGAGCUAUGAUCAACAAUAUUCAAAGAAUGAACUUCCUAGUCCGUAUGGAAAGGGGGUUCCAGAGGGUGUCGUCAGUAGAUUGAGUGUGCAGUUAAAACCACAGCCUCCAUUUUCCUUGGUAGACACCAGGAGUGGAUACGACAGCCCCGAUGUGAACCAACUAGCGACGAUUGAGACGUUGGUGAAGCAAACGGAGCACGAUCUAGAAAGGUUGGAGAAAACUAUCGACAAGUCAGAGAAACUCGGCACUUAUUUCCAUGACAAUAGCAUUACGAAAUCAAUGGACACUGCUCGCGACGCGAUGCACAAACACAUCGCUUCCAUCCAUCAAACCAUCAUGACCAUUCUCGAUCCAAGUGAUGAUGAGAAGGAGGAGAUGGAGGAAGACUACUAUGACGACGAACUAGAGGAAGAUAUCGACAGUGUCGACGACGACGACGACGACUACCAAGAUGAUGAAAACGACAACCAUGACGAAGAUGGCGACGAUGGCGACUAUGACGGCAGGGGUGAUAAUGACGGUGACGACGACAGUGGCGAUGAAGACGACAGUUAUGAUGAUGACAAAGACGACAGUGACAAUGACGAAGACGGCAUUGAUGAUGAUGAUGAUGGCAGUUAUGAUGAUGACGAAGAUGUCGAUGGUGAAGACGACCUUGAUGACGGGGAAGAAGAAAGUGAUGACUAUGACGAGAUCGACGAAGAUGAUGACAGUGUCGGAGGAGAUUUCGACGAAGAUGUCAGUAAUGAAGAGGAUGAGGAUGACUAUGAUGAUUACUAUGAAGAGGAAAGUGAUGGAAAUGAAGAGGAAGACGAAAAUUAUGACAACGAAAGCGUCUAUAGUGACACUGACGACAAGGAUGCACUGGUGCAGAAGCUUAUUUUCAAAUUCAGAUCUGGCCUACAAGGUCUUACUACCGUCGUGGAUGAUCUUGAAAGCCAGGUCAAUCCACAGCAAAACAUCAGUGCUGGCAAUCUGGAAGACCUGAACGCAACUUCACCGCAAACUCUUCCUACCGACAAACAGUUCCCUCCACCGCCUCCAUUUAGGGAACCUGACAGAAAAUAUCAGCUACAAGGACCAGAGGCCUGGGAAAGGGGUCGCAGAGUCUUGAAUGCUGUGAAGUCCUACGUCUGUGGUAGGGUUGACACUGAACACCCUGUUAUCGGUAGGUUCUGUGACAAAGAUAUACCGUCCAUGGCCCCUUUCAAAUUGCUUCGCAGCCGCGAUGACUGGAGAAAGUGGGUUGGCGUGUAUUUCCGCAUGAUGAAAAUGUCAGAAGAAACAGCAAUUGCAGAGAUCCAACAGUUAGAGGCAGCCGGCUUACUGACUACACAGCACCUGCUUGACAUGUUCCUCAGUACACCUAUCACAGUUCGAGCCAUGGAACAGGUCUCCCGCAGCCACGGCGUCCCGGUAGAGCAACUCCGUGAACAGCUGCGAAGUGGUCAGGUCGACAUUCAGACCGUCAACGAUAUCCUGCUUUAUAUGAAGAAGGAAGCCUACAGGUCGUUCACUAUACACACUUUAAACAACAAAGUCACAUUGGAAGAGAGCAAUGAUGACCUGACAAAGAUAACAGAGGACAAGUCCAAGUUCCCAGACAACCGUGAACAAGAAGUCGGCGAAGAAAAUCUUGUUGACCUAGAAUCUGAGCCGAACAGGAAUAGAGAAUUACCAGAAGAAUUUCAACCAGACGAAAUCGAAACAGAACUCCAGAUGGACAAUGGGAUUGACGGUGAAGCACUCCUAGAAAUUCCCAAUUCGGAAGUUGUGUUGGAGGCGGAGUUGGAAGGCCAGGAGAUGGGCGAUGAGGACGAAUAUCCGGAGUUUGAACCUGUGCCGGAAGACGAGCUUGACGAUCCUGCUUACACGUUACAACCAAUGGAGGAUGCUACGCAAAUACUUGGACAAAUUGAGGAGGAGCUGGAGGAACUGGGGCUGAACUUUGACGUGGAUGACGAGAAAGAGUCGGAGUUUGAAAAGUUGAAACCCAUCUUCGGAAGUGGUGUAGCCCAACCGGAAACAGCUGACAAACUGAAGAACUUUGCGUCGCUGUUGCAAAAACGUCAGGUUUCCCUGCGAAAGCCCGAAUAUCGUUUCAACAUCAAGAAAGUCGCGGAUACAUUCCUGGACGUCUCCGAGGCGCGGCGCGUGGCCCAUCGUAGCAAUGCUGGAGAGGAAAAGGCCAGCUCUGCCGUUCAGGGACCAACCAUGAUCGCCGUGGUUGCAGCAGUGACUGGGGCAGCCGUGUUCGUCGUCAUCAUUGGAGUGAUGCUGAAAGUCAGAUUCAGGCAGUCUCGCCGCGAAGGCAAAACCACCCUACCGGCCACCAACCUUGACAUCUAGUUUCCCCGAUAUUGAUGAAGAUGAUCAGAGCAGAUCCAGUAUCCAUAUGACGCCAUGUUUAAUUUCGGCAUUCUUCUUCAUAUCUCUCUGCAUGGAUCGUUCCUUUAGAUGACAUUUUUUUUUCGAAAGUGCAACUAUUCUAGAUGUAAGCACUAUUUAGCAGCCUCUUUGAAACGUACACGCGUAAAGGUUAAUAAACACGAUGCAUAAACACAA